AUGGGCUGCAGUAUCUGCCUCGAUGGCUUCGACGAGGAGCAAGGCGAUGCUAUGCGAGGCACAGCCUUACCAUGCGGCCAUAUCUUCCACUGGAGUUGUCUCGAGUCCUGGUUCUUUGGACCUUCCGCUGUCAACACCAGCCGCAGCAACAAUCGACGAUGUCCGCUCUGCUCAAAACAGACAAACCCCGCCAGCAGAAUCAAGCUCUUUCCCUCCGAUGGCGAGGACCUCACCACCUACCUCGACGGUCAGCGCCAACAGUCAAUGCCGGCCAUAAACGAGAAUGGCGAUCUAAUCGAAGACGCUGAAGAGAACGUUCCUCGAUACAACCAACUACUCAACGACCUGAUCGACUUCAACACUUCCAUUCAGAACUAUGUGAUGGCCGUGCAUACUACUCGACUGGACUACGUGUACAAGUCUGGCAUCAGAAUCCGCAAGCUAAUAGUCGAUCUCACCAAAGACACUGGUCAAGAAGCGUCGGAAUCGCUGAUGUUGGCCUUGGACGCACUUGAGAACGCUGCUGCAGAGUUCAAAAACCUGAUGAACGAUCUCAACCGUAGUGUUCGCCGCAACAGGCAGCUUAAAACCAAGCUCGACAAGGAAGGGAAGGAAGCGCAGGAAAAGAAAGAACAGGCGGACCAGAAGCUCAAAGAUGCCCAUGUGAAAGUUGCUGAUGCCGAGAGAAGGCUUAUGGAAGCGAAUCGGCGCGCGCACGAUGUCGAACUGAUGCAGGCCCGACACAAAGAUCUUCUUGCGACCAUUUGGACCGAGCAAGAGGCUCUCAAAAGGAAGGAAGCUGAGCUUCGAAGCCAAAACAACAAGGUUCAGCUCGAAACGAAUCUGAAGCUCUCGAAUAUGAAACAUCAGACCGAACGGCAGCUCGUGGAUAUGCGCGAAAAGAUGGAGGAAGCGUUGAGAAAGUGCGCGGCAGCGGAGAAGGAACGUAUACUCGUACACGACAAGAAUUGCAUCCUUGCAGAUCAGCUUCGGAUCAAGAAUACCAAGAAGAACUUAGCUCCUCCGGGUGCUUCCGCGGCCAAGUCUGGCGGUAUGGCGGAGAAGGAUCGUCGCAUUCGAGCUCUUGAAGUCGAACUCGAGAAUAAGACAAAGUUGUUGGAAGAGCUUGUUGGCAUUACUCCGAGUCAACGUCGCACUGUUCGCAACACCAAGAACAUUGACGCCAACGUGUUGGUCGAUCUGACGCGCUCAAGCAAUCCUCUCGAGCACAGUAAACAUGACUCUCGCGCCACUCCACGUGAUGGGUUCCAGAUCGGCUCGCAAGCUUCCACUUCUGCAGCCAUUGCACCACCUGCGACUGGCAAAAGAGGAUCUGCAUCGCCCACAACACAACGCAAGGGCAGGAAGAGAGCACGCACGAGUCUCUCUGUCGAACCUGAACGACUCGAUGACGAAGAUGAUGAUGCGCAAUUCCCUAUGCCAGGCCAAGGAGCGCCAGCUCGGGUUCAAGGCUCUGGAAAGCCUUAUCCUCCCAUGCAAGCUCUUCUUGAAAUGGUUCAGCGCAAACCAACCCCCACCAAUCAAGCCUCUUCCACAUCCGCUGAAGCACCAGGACCCGCAACAGAGACUUCCAAACCACCAACUUCAGCCAACGCCGGACAAAAGAGCCCAGCUCGUUCACCAAACAACAAACGCAAAGCUCGUGCGUCAGACACCUCCUCUAACACCAGUAAAGCCAGUUCCAAUGAAUACGCCUGGCUCCAAAAUGCUUCCAACGUGCAACUCGGUCCGAAGCGACGCAGCAAAGCAAAGUAA
Messenger RNA from Ustilago hordei, 1776 nucleotides. RefSeq lists its product as uncharacterized. The coding region runs from base 1 to 1776 and encodes 591 amino acids. Gene Ontology annotation, molecular function: ubiquitin protein ligase activity. NCBI's taxonomy places the organism in Eukaryota, Fungi, Basidiomycota, Ustilaginomycetes, Ustilaginales, Ustilaginaceae. The record is from RefSeq and is a predicted model, not a curated record. Gene Ontology annotation, biological process: protein ubiquitination. The transcript has a single exon.